Molecule: messenger RNA, 1672 nt
Organism: Trachemys scripta elegans
Lineage: Eukaryota; Metazoa; Chordata; Testudines; Emydidae
Product: carboxypeptidase N subunit 2-like
Exons: 2
Coding region: 276-1610 (444 amino acids)
Cellular component (GO): extracellular matrix
Molecular function (GO): protein binding
Source: RefSeq, a predicted model, not a curated record
UCCAGUUUUCGACUGGAACGCCCAGUUGAAAAGGGACCCUGGUGACUCCAGGUGGCACUGCCGACCAGGCCAUUAGAAGUCCAGUCGGUGGUGCAGCAGGGACCUGGGGCUAAGGCAGGCUCCCUGCCUGCUCGAGCUCCGCACAGUUCCCGGAAGUGGCUGCCAGGUCCUUGCAACUCCAUGGCGCUUGGGCGGCCAGGGAGGCUCCGUGCACUGCCCCCACCCCAAGUGCUGGCUCCGCAGCUCCCAUUGGCCGGGAUCCAGGAACUGCGGGCAUGAGGGCAGCGUGUGGCACCUCCCUGGCUGCCCGUGCGUCUAGCGGUUGCAGGGACUCGGCGGCCACUUCCUGGGAGCCGCGUGUUCCCCUGCAGGCUGUAAUAAUGAUCUCUGUGCUAUUUCCGCUGCUCUUUGGAUAUGUCCUGCCAGACUGCCCCCAGAAGUGUUUAUGUACCCCUUCUCUAAUGGAUUGCCGCCGUGCCAAUUUAUAUGAAGUUCCACAUGAUAUCGCUCAGAAAACAGAAACAUUGAUCUUGAACGACAACCAUUUAACCCUCAUUUCUCCAGGAGUGUUUCAGCACCUUCUCAAUCUCACAUUCCUUGGUUUAGCCAACAACAAGCUGUCACUUCAGAAUGACUCGUUUGACAAUAUCGGCAAGAGCGUCCUCUCUCUGGAUCUCUCUGGGAACAAUUUCACAGACUUGCCAUCAAACUUGUUCAGGAACACAAAGAAACUGGUUUGGUUAAACUUAGCUGAAAACAGAUUGGGUCUUCUGGACAGUACAAUUUUCAGCUCCUUAGAAAAACUCACCUAUCUCGACCUCUCUAAUAACAGGCUGAAGAUGCUUGCACCCAUGUUUGUGGGGCUUUCCCAGCUUGAUACCUUAAUGCUGGCCGGUAACCAUCUCUCCACCAUACCACAAGGAGUUUUUGAUCCCAUUCCUAACCUUAAGAUCCUUGUUUUGUCCCACAAUGAAAUAAGCCAUUUGCCUGAGGGUUUGUUUGACAACCUGAAGAGUCUUAAUGACUUGCUGCUAGAUUAUAAUAAUUUUACUGAGAUAUCACAUGCUAUAUUCACAACCCUCCACAAUCUAGAACAUUUUUCAAUUUCUAAAAACAGAAUUCAAAAUAUUCCACCUCUCUUGUUUGCUGGCAGGUUUACCUUAAGGAAACUUGACUUGUCUAGUAAUUUACUCUCAGAGCUGCCUUCAGACUUCCCUUCAGGGUUGGAGCAGCUGGAAGUUCUUAAUUUAUCUGCAAAUUGUAUUGGUAAUGUUCCCAAAAAUCUAUUCAUAAAUAAUACUAAGCUAGAGUUUCUGCAUUUGGACAAAACUUGUCUCCAGACUCCACCCAUUUUUUCAGGCCUUCAAAAUCUGAUUGAAUUAACUGUAUGCUGUAAUGGCAUAAAAAUCUUACCAAAAACAUUCACUGACAAUAUGGCUAAUUUGGAACUAUUGGAUCUCUCCCUGAACAAUAUAAGAGAAAUAGAGGAUGAUGCAUUUAAGAUGAAUCAUAAUAUCACAAAAGUAAUUUUGACUGGGAAUCCAAUUUGCACAACUGAACAAUUUAUGCAUUACUCUUUUAAAGGACUAGACUGUAGCAGUAAAAAUUAAAGGAUUGUAAGAACUGUACUUCUGCUACCUUCAAUAAAUAUCUAACAUACAUAUUGCAAAAA